AUGCCGACGUGGCUGAACGUGGCUGAGAAGCCGAGCGUGGCGAAGGAGCUGGCGGCGGUGCUCUCGAACGGCGCCUGCAGGACCGGCCAGUCCCUCUCCCGCUUCAACCCCCUCUUCGAGUUUGAGUUGGACGGGAACCAGAUGCUCUGCACCUCCGUGGCGGGGCACCUGAUGAACGACGAGCUGCCGCCGGAGACGCGGAGCUGGCAGCACUACCCGCUCGUCAACCUCUUCACCGCCAGCAUCACGAAGCACGUGAAGCCGGAGAUGGAGCCGGUGAAGCGGAACCUGGAGGCGCUCGGCAGCCGCGCCGCCGUGCUCGUGCUCUGGAUGGACUGCGACCGCGAGGGGGAGAACAUCUGCUUCGAGGUGAUGCAGGUGGUGCGGGCGGUCAACCGGGGCAUCCGCGUCUGCCGGGCGCGUUUCUCCGCCCUGACGAAGCGGGACCUCUUCCUCGCGGUGCGCAACCUGCAGGCCCCGAACAAGGCCCUCUCCGACGCGGUGGAGGCGCGGCAGGAGAUCGACCUCCGCAUCGGCGCCGUCUUCUCCCGCUUUCAGACCAUCAAAUUCCGCGACGCGUUUAGCGGGAUGCCGCGGGUGCUCAGCUUUGGGCCGUGCCAGAUUCCCACCCUCGGCUUUGUCGUCCGCCGCCACUGGGAGCGGCGCGGGUUUGUGGCGGAGGACUACUUCACGCUGCUGCUGCGCCACGGGCAGACCGUCUUUCACAGCUGCCGCGGCGCCCUCUUCGACCAGGUCGCCGCCACCCUCGUGCUGGAGACGAUGCUGGAGGCCGCCGACGCCGACGCCGACGCCGCGGCGGAGGUUGUCGACGUUGUGCGACGCCCCACCCGCCGACGCCCGCCGGCGCCGCUCGCCACCGUCGCGAUGCAGAAGUUGGCCGCCACCCACUUGCACAUUUCCUCCGAGCAGUGCAUGACCUGGGCGGAGUCGCUGUACCAGGAGGGCUUCAUCUCCUACCCCCGCACAGAGACUGACUCCUUCGCCUUCACCGAGGCGGAGCUGCGCGAGAUCGCGGCGCUGCAGCGCGGCAACCCGGUGGUGGCGGACUACGUCGCCGCCAUGCUGGAGAACCCCGCGGAGCGGUUUCGUCGACCCCUCAGCGGCGGCCACGACGACAAGGCCCACCCGCCCAUCUACCCCACCAAGCUGCUGCGGGCCGAACACGACAGCAGAGCCCCGCUCUACACCCUCAUUGUCCGCCACUUUCUCGCCUGCGUCUCGCCCGACGCGGUGGCGGCCACAACCGCCGUCACGGCGGUAUUUGGGGGCGAGAAGUUCACCACCGCCGGCACGGCGAUCCUGGAGAAGGGCUGGCUCGACGUCUACCCCUACGAACGCUGGCACAGCACCUGUCUCCCGGCCUACGAGAAGGGUGAGCGCUUUGCCCCGACGGACGUCAGCCUGGAGCAGUACCGCACCGCGCCCCCGCCGCACCUCACGGAGACGGCGCUCAUUGCCCUCAUGGAUGAGCACGGCAUCGGCACCGACGCCACAAUCGCGCAGCACAUCAAAACCGUCCUUGACCGGGGAUACGUGAAGCGGGAGGGGGCGUUUUUGGUUCCCACCGCGUUGGGCGUCGCCCUUGCCUCGGCGUAUGAGGUAAUUGGGUUACUGAGCCUCCUGCAGCCGCAGCUGCGGGCGCAGAUGGAGCUGGCCAUGUCCGACAUUGUCUCUGGGAAGGCCAGCAAGAACCAGGUCGUCGACGCCGCCGUGCAGCUCUACAGCGAGGUCUUCCAGAAGGUCUCACUGGGAAGUAGGGAGAUGUAUGAGGAGCUGUGCUGCCAUCUCUCUCCGGCGGCGCCGCAGGUGUCGGCCGCCGCCUACGGCACAGGCCGCGUGGUGCAGCCUCGCCUGGUGCCGUGCGGCGUGUGCCACAACCCGAUGGACCUCGUCGAGCAAACCGAGGGGGAGCGGGAGGCGUGGUGCGUGCGGUGCAGCACGUGUUGCAAGGACCACCGCGUUCCAAAUGGGCGCCUGAAUCAGUUGACUUCCUGUGGCCAGACCUGCGUGCUGUGCGGCUUUGGCGUCCUUGAGGUGCGGAACACGGAGAAGCAGACCUCCUACACGGUGUGCCCACACUGCUUCAGCUCGCCUCCCCCCGGCACCGACAUGGAGGCGUUCACCGGCUUUCGCUGUUUUCAGUGCCUCGCCGACUGUCCGCUGGCGAAGGGGCUGGAGAACGUGGCCAUCGCCCGGUGUGCCUCGUGCGGGGAGCACGACGUCCGCCUCUGCACGGGGGCGCGGGGAACCUUCUUGAGCUGCCGUGGCUUUCCCGCCUGCACCUACUCCGUGACCCUCCCGUGGGCGCGGCGCGUCCGCCCGAACCCGGCGAUGCGCUGCGCGUCGUGCCAGUCCGUGAUGCUUCAGUUUGAGUUCGGUGGGAUGCCGACGGUCCCUGGGCUGGAGGAGGGCGAGUGCGUCUGCGUCUUCUGCGACGGCCGCCUGCAGGAGUACGUCUCGGUGAAGGGGGGCGGCCCACGCAGGAGCGACCACGCGAGCCCGCAGCAACAGCAACAGCAGCAGCCGCAGCCGCAGCCGGCGCCGUACACGCUGCCGGCGCUGGGAGGCGUGGGGGCCUCCCGCCGCAGAGCACCCGCGAAGGGGCAGGACGCGGGCACGUUGUGCGGCUGCGGGGCGCCGGCGCGGCAGUUCGUGUCGAGGAAGGAGGUCUCCAAGGGGAAACGGUUUCUGACGUGUGCGAGUAAAAAGUGUUCGUUUUUCCAGUGGAUCGAUUGA
Trypanosoma conorhini is the source of this 2757-nucleotide messenger RNA. Its product is annotated as putative DNA topoisomerase III. The transcript has a single exon. Lineage: Eukaryota; Euglenozoa; Kinetoplastea; Trypanosomatida; Trypanosomatidae. The record is from RefSeq and is a predicted model, not a curated record. Gene Ontology annotation, cellular component: nucleus. The coding region runs from base 1 to 2757 and encodes 918 amino acids. Gene Ontology annotation, molecular function: zinc ion binding; DNA topoisomerase type I (single strand cut, ATP-independent) activity; DNA binding. Gene Ontology annotation, biological process: DNA topological change.